Molecule: messenger RNA, 1489 nt
Organism: Arabidopsis thaliana (thale cress)
Lineage: Eukaryota; Viridiplantae; Streptophyta; Magnoliopsida; Brassicales; Brassicaceae
Gene: VND7
Product: vascular related NAC-domain protein 7
Exons: 4
Coding region: 353-1327 (324 amino acids)
Biological process (GO): regulation of DNA-templated transcription
Cellular component (GO): nucleus
Molecular function (GO): DNA binding
Source: RefSeq, marked reviewed
CCACGCGCAAUCAAACCUUUCCUUCAUCUCCUUCUUCUUCUUCUUCUCCUUCUUCUUAUAUCAUCAUUUUGCACCCACAUGUCACACACUUACCAUAUACAUAUAAUUAAGCAUACUCGCAUAAACCUAUAUAUACACUCUAAGAUUUCUAGCUGGUCCAUAUGCAUGUGAUCUAAUCAAAAGCCAAACUCUCCUUGUCUUUGCUAUAUUAACAAUCAUUUGAUCCACACCACCAGAGAUUUCAAUCUUCCUCUCCUUCUUCCUUUUGCUACUCUCUUUUAGAUCGUUCUUGUGAAAAUCGCUUGCAAAUAACAAGCCCUUCGUCCAAUCUUUAUUAGCUCGAUCAUCGUGGAUGGAUAAUAUAAUGCAAUCGUCAAUGCCACCGGGAUUCCGAUUUCAUCCGACAGAGGAAGAGCUUGUGGGUUAUUACCUAGAUAGGAAGAUCAAUUCAAUGAAGAGUGCUUUAGAUGUCAUUGUAGAGAUUGAUCUCUACAAAAUGGAGCCAUGGGAUAUACAAGCGAGGUGUAAACUAGGGUAUGAAGAGCAAAACGAGUGGUACUUCUUUAGUCAUAAGGACAGGAAGUACCCUACCGGGACUAGGACCAACCGAGCCACUGCGGCUGGGUUCUGGAAAGCCACGGGUAGAGACAAGGCGGUACUAUCAAAAAACAGUGUCAUCGGAAUGCGGAAGACACUUGUCUACUACAAGGGUCGAGCUCCUAAUGGAAGAAAGUCCGAUUGGAUCAUGCACGAAUACCGUCUCCAAAACUCCGAGCUUGCCCCGGUUCAGGAGGAAGGCUGGGUGGUGUGUCGAGCAUUUAGGAAGCCAAUUCCAAACCAGAGGCCAUUAGGGUACGAGCCAUGGCAGAACCAGCUCUACCACGUCGAAAGUAGUAACAACUACUCAUCUUCAGUGACAAUGAACACGAGUCAUCAUAUCGGUGCAUCUUCAUCAAGUCAUAACCUUAAUCAAAUGCUCAUGAGCAAUAACCACUACAAUCCUAAUAAUACAUCCUCAUCGAUGCAUCAAUAUGGCAACAUUGAGCUCCCGCAGUUGGACAGCCCGAGCUUGUCGCCUAGUUUAGGGACGAAUAAAGAUCAGAACGAGAGUUUCGAGCAAGAAGAAGAGAAGAGCUUUAACUGUGUGGAUUGGAGAACACUAGAUACCUUGCUUGAGACACAAGUCAUACAUCCGCAUAACCCUAAUAUUCUUAUGUUCGAAACGCAGUCGUAUAAUCCGGCGCCAAGCUUCCCUUCCAUGCAUCAAAGCUAUAAUGAGGUCGAAGCUAAUAUUCAUCAUUCUCUUGGAUGCUUCCCUGACUCGUAAUUAAAAAAAAACACACUUCUAUAUAUUGAUUUGUAUUCUAUGAUUUAAUUGUUCCAUCUGGAAAAUAACAUUUAUAACUGUCUAUUUGUAAAAGAAGUUUGUGUUUAUUACGUAGAAAUUUGUUGUUGAAUUUCACAAAGGUGGAUUUGUUUUUUUUAAAAA